CGGAUAGCCACAUGCACAACGGUAGGUAACGAGAUGAGCAUUUGGAGGUUUGUAUGUACAUUAGAUAGUGUGGGGGAAUCUUCCUGCUCUGGACUUUACGUGUAUGUGCUAUGUCAGAUAUCUCAAGUACUGUAGCCUGUAGGGAUUAAGUGCCUAGGUACCUAAUCAUGAUGGCUUGACGGAUGUAAUACUUAUUACUCUUCCUUCCUUUUCAAUUUCGUUUAUCUUGGAAGAGAAUAUACAUAUAUCUGUUUCUACUUCCCACGCACAUAUCUGUUACCAUAUCUGUUUCUAUAGGGCCAGUAUCGCAUACUCAAGGUUCAAAAGCCUAGAGUUUCGACGCACAAUGCUUGAUGUCAUAGCUUAAUGCGACACGGACACGAACCCAACCAUCCUAUCGCUUACCUACUAAGUUUAUAAGUACUAAUUCCGGCUGGGUUUGCGCGUCAUACAUGUGAGAAAAGAGAAAAUCGAUACACGUGCGUUUAGUUACCAUAACUCGACAAUUACCUAAACGCAGCGGAACCCACUUCGACCAUUUCAUCCAGGGUCUGACGGUCUGCUAGAUUGGUCGCCACGAUGGACAGGCUUCAUAAUUCGAGGAUCAGUAGUUGGAUGGACAAGGCCGCUGUAGAUAACGAAGAUGGCCUUACAGUCGCCCAGUUGAUGUUAACAAAUAAUGAUCUCAAACCUGUCGAGCCCGAACGUCGCCAAUGGGGAGCGUGGAACUUCGUUGGCUUCUGGAUUGCUGAUUCUUUCAACAUUAACACGUGGAUGAUUAGCUCGUCCAUGAUCGUGGGUGGACUCUCGUGGUGGCAGUCCUGGCUCUGCGUAUGGAUUGGGUACGCGAUCGCCGGAUGUUUCGUCUGCAUGACCGGUCGCAUCGGAGCCAUGUACCAUGUCGGCUUCCCGGUUGUGAACCGAUCGAGUUUUGGAAUAUGGGGCUGCCUCUGGCCCGUAUUUAAUCGCGCUGCCAUGGCGUGUAUUUGGUACGGCGUGCAGGCGUAUAUAGGUGGACACUGCGUGUAUCUCAUGAUUCGAUCCAUCUGGCUUAGUUGGGACCGGAAAACUAUCCCGAACUCAUUCUCAGAGGACUCGGGGACUACGACCGCCGACUAUGUCUCAUUUUUCCUCUUCUGGCUCCUAUCGCUACCGGCAAUCUGGUUCCCUGUGCAUAAGGUUCGACAUCUUUUCACUGUCAAAGCUUACUUCGUCCCUUGCGCUGGCAUCGCUUUCUUGAUCUGGGCGCUUGUUCGUGCCGGGGGCCCGGGUCCUAUUGUUCGGCAACGAGCAACGGUACAAGGUAGCGACCUCGCAUGGCAAUUUAUUAAGGGUGUUAUGAGUUCGAUUGCCAACUUCGCAACACUCAUAGUAAACGACCCUGACUUCUCUCGUUUCUCUACUAAGCCUCGUGAUGCUCUUUGGUCACAGCUUUUAACCAUUCCUAUUGGUUUCGCCAUCACUUCCUUGAUCGGCAUAUUAGUCUCAUCUAGCUCGGUCAUCAUCUACCCUGGGAGCGAACCGAUCUGGGACCCCCUUGACCUACUAGAGAGAUUUAUCGACGAUGGUAGUUCCGGCCAACGUUUUGGUGUCUUCGUUAUCUCUCUCGCUUUUGCCCUAGCUCAAUUGGGUACAAACAUCGCAGCGAAUUCGGUUUCGGCGGGAACAGAUAUGACGGCACUACUUCCGCGGUUCAUCAACAUUCGCCGUGGUGGCUACAUCUGUGCUAUUGUUGGCUUAGCCAUGUGCCCUUACAACUUGCUCACAUCCAGUAAUCAAUUUACGACCUAUCUUUCGUCCUACUCGGUCUUUCUUAGUUCGAUAGCCGGCGUUAUGUGUAGCGAUUACUACCUAGUCCGAAGAGGCUAUCUUGAAAUUAGGGAGCUUUACAAUGCUCGCAAGACAGGGCCGUACUACUUCACUUAUGGCUUUCAUUGGAGAGCUUAUGCCGCAUAUAUCAGUGGCAUUCUCAUCAACGUGGUUGGAUUCGCCGGGGCGGUGAACGGUGGCAAUGUUCCCAUGGGAGCAACUUACAUCUAUAAUUUCAACUUCUUCUGUGGAUUUAUUAUUUCUGGGGGGAUGUACUGGGCUUUAUGCAAGCUGUUCCCCGUACCAGCCUGCAGCGAUGCAUGGAUGGAAGUGGGUGACCAGAUUGAUGAGGUCAGACUUGCUUACGACCAGAGUAGCAGUCAACAAGAAGAGUUUGAUGAGGAGGCGGACAUUGGCAACAAGUAUGACAAGAAUCAUCAAAAAACUGUAUAAUAGGGUUAUCGGGGAGGGUUACGAAGCGUUAAUUUUUGUAUAUUUAUCGGACAUAAAAGGGUUUGGUACCUCUAGUUAGCAAUAUCACAGCGGUCAUUUACCGCUUCAGGGGAAAUGAAUUAUUUACCCCUCUGGAAAA
Messenger RNA from Daldinia vernicosa, 2401 nucleotides. Its product is annotated as permease for cytosine/purines, uracil, thiamine, allantoin-domain-containing protein. The transcript is spliced from 3 exons. Gene Ontology annotation, molecular function: nucleobase transmembrane transporter activity. Lineage: Eukaryota; Fungi; Ascomycota; Sordariomycetes; Xylariales; Hypoxylaceae. The record is from RefSeq and is a predicted model, not a curated record. The coding region runs from base 580 to 2262 and encodes 560 amino acids. Gene Ontology annotation, biological process: nucleobase transport; transmembrane transport. Gene Ontology annotation, cellular component: plasma membrane.